This is a messenger RNA of Laccaria bicolor S238N-H82, 1593 nucleotides long. RefSeq lists its product as uncharacterized. Lineage: Eukaryota; Fungi; Basidiomycota; Agaricomycetes; Agaricales; Hydnangiaceae. The transcript is spliced from 3 exons. The record is from RefSeq and is a predicted model, not a curated record. Bases 1 to 1593 code for a protein of 530 amino acids.
AUGGGCGUGGGCGGCGUUGGCGUGGGCGGCGUUGAUGUGGGCGGCGUUGAUGUGGGCGGCGUUGAUGUGGGCGGCGUUGGCGUGGGCAGUGAUAGAGGUGGUGGUGGUGGAAGGGAAUGGUGUGACCAUGCCGCAAACAGGAGACGUGACGAUAUGGCACGCCCUCAACUAUCACUGACCCACACUACAUUCCACUGGACUGGGACUGGACUCAGGAAAGUGGCUGGCAGUCCAGUGGGAGUCCAGUGGACUGGACUGGACUGGACUCCAGUGGACUGGGCAUUCUGCCAGCCAAUCUGGCCUGGUAAGAGGGCCACUGGAAUCCACUGGAGUCCAGUGGAGUCCAGUGGAGUCCAUAUGGAUUACGUGGGGGAUGGUAAAGACCUCCUGACCUCGGCUCAUCAAGCAUCAAUGUUCGAUUUUCAGCACGUGGGCACUUCAACGAAUGUGCCACCUGUUUCCCCGUCCUCGGCUCAUCAGCCAUCGAUUUUCGAUUUCCAGAAGCCUGGCAGAUCUCCACCAGCCUUGGCUCGUCAGGCAUCGAUUUUUGAUUUUCAGCAAGUGGGCACUUCAACGAAUGUGCCGCCUGUUCCCCCGUCCUCGGCUCGUCAGGCAUCCAUUUUCGAUUUCCAAAAGCCUGACAUCCCUGCACCAGCCUCGGCUCGUCAGGCAUCGAUUUUUGAUUUUCAGCAAGUGGACACUUCAACGAAUGUGCCGCCUGUUCCCCCGUCCUCGGCUCGUCAGCCAUCCAUUUUCGAUUUCCAAAAGCCUAACAACCCUGCACCAGCCUCGGCUAAUAAAGGAUCCCCUUUCGAUUUUCAAGUCCAUCGUUCAUUUACCCCGGCCUCGGCUGUUCAGCCUUCCAUUGAUUUUCAAACACCUGGCACGUCUGCUCCAGCUCCUGCCUCUGACAAACCAGGCAUGUCUUCCCCUGGCGCCUCAAGGUCCAAUAGUACUCUGGGAUCACGGAAGUAUCUGACGAAAUCACAAGAGGCCAAAUUACGACUCCAGGGCCAAGGAGGAGCUGCCAUUCUGCCAACUCAGCCAGGCGAUGCCUUCGUUUUCGGCCUGGCUCCUGUCUUCGUCUACACUCAAGAGAGGACAACACCACGCCCACCACCUUCGACCGAAUUGUUGGACUUGGAUCCAAACUCCCCACGUGCAAGGGGUUUAUGUCGCAAGUACAAUAUCAAGGUUGUGUCUGAUGACAGCAUUGGUGAUCGCACGGGCGUGGUAGCCGAGGUCGUUCAGGCAAUUGGCAAAGUGUGGGAAAGAGCUAUGGACCCUGAGGCUUCAUCCGACCCUUCGAUUAGGAAUUUGCAGGCCGCCUUUGAUAAAUUGUUGACGAGGGGAGAUGAGUUUACUGAGAUGGAUCGUAUGGACCUGGUUCGUCAUAGCGAAAUUCACCAGGAGGCGCUCAGAUCCCUGCCUGACAGCAUAGCGACAACGAGCCAUUAUCGGUAUGUUUUGGCCACCUUGAGGAGGGAGAAAGACCGGUUGCGUGAACAAAUCGAUUCAGACCGUGAUCUGGUUGCAGCAAUGGACGUUGAAGAUACCCGCUGCCAGAUAGUGCUCACAUUUAAUUGGUCGUAA